GGUCCAGCGCAGGCCCAGACCAACGGUGCGGUUCUGGAAUUUGCUUUGAGCUAUUUAUUUGUAAACAGCGAGCCAUUCCGUGUGAAACGUUACGAGAAUACGCGUACGUUUCCUACCCCGAACCGUGUCCGUGGCCUAUCGUGGUCGCGUUUCUUCUCUGCUCCGUUUCGCGCUGCGCGCUCUUCAUUUCAUGCGACCUGCGCUGUGGGCACGUAAUUGAGGACGGAACAAGUUGCUGUUCACUCGGCGUGGUGAGCGAUAAGAAAGAAACAACCGAUGAAUGGAAAUCCGAAUCGCUUGCUCGCCCGCAUUGAAGUGCUGUACCAUGGGCACUCAUUUCGCGAAAUUACAGCGAAUUUGUGAACUGCGGCUUCCUGCGGCUCGUCACAGAUGCCGGCUCAACGAAUUGUUGUUGUUGUUGCCUCAAAAUAUAGCGCGCUAACUCACAUCGUCGUCUUCGUCGACAGAUGUUGGGUGUAAUUCGCUUGACCUUUCUGUGUCAGUGUUACCUUUUUUGUUCUUGAAUAACGUGCAAUGCUGAUUACAUGAACGGUUACCCGUUGGCGAGAUUAGGAUAGCGCUAACGCCGGAGUAUUUGAUGAGGACUCCAUGUUGCUUUACAGUGCACAGAACGAAAGCUGUAUAGAUACACUACGGAAAUCUGUAAAAAAUUAUUCACCAAUUAGCCCAGCAGUGGUUGUUUCAGUGGUUUUAAUGAGAUAACUGGCUGUUUGUGAGUGUAAGAUUAUUUUAUGCUUAAUUUUAUAACUUGCAGAGCCGGUGAGCACAGUAGUAAGCACUGCUAUGUGCUACAACGAGGCUGAUACUGAAGCUUCAUCAGCAAGUCACUCUAUUCUUACUCAGAGUAAGUCACGUCGUUUUGUUCUCUGGUUUUCUGAUGUAACUGUUGAUUAUCACGUUAUUACUGUGUUCUUGUUCUAUAAAUUUAUUGAGCUCCUAAUAAAGACGUUAUUGUGAUGUAAAAAUGAACUUCAUUGUCUUGAACGUUUUCAGUGAAAAUCAGAUAAUUACCAGUUGCAACACAGCCGAGUGCCGCUGGCAGUAUGACGCGCUUGGGGAGGCGCUUUUUAAAAAGUAACCCCGGCUCAUGUGGGAGGAUCCGAAACCAGGCAGCCGUAUUCAACAGACCCGAAGGCGUGUAUAUAGUGUGUUCAUACGAAGACUAUCAAUUGCGCGUAAAGUUAGAAGGCACAGAGAAAAGAAGAGAUCAGCGCUUGGUCCAGCCUCCACAGACAUCCUUGCCAUCACAAGUGAACGUGCUACCUCUGAGUUGCAGCUGUGCAGUGAAGCGGAACUAAGGUUUCGUCUGAGCAUAACUGAGUUGGAGAAAAAAGUGGUCAGUGCCCUGAAAGUUUUCUCGGAAAGCCAAGGACACGAGUGCACACUUUUGGACCUAAUGAACCACUUACAGCGAAAGACCACAUAUGCUCGGAUAAAUGAGAUGCCGCUGCCUUCAGGAGAGUUUGCUGUAACUGCUCCCCAUAUAAUCACCAGUACGGCGGGAACCUGUAUUUUUGGUGGAAGUCACAAAGAAAUUAUCCAAGUCACUACUGGCGGUCUGGAGCGUGCCCUCAUUCUCUGCCUUUUGGUCUACUACAUUAAGAGCCUUCAGUACCCUUAUGCUUUUUCCCAAAUGCUUUUGUUAACUCAGAAGCUGGUGUUGCCAUGUGAAGUUGUGCCUGCGGGAGCUACAUGCAAGCGCUUGAAGAGUUUUCUUGCAUUGUUAAAGAAAAGGAGUAUUGCUUAAAAGGAGGUAAUUUAAAGAAGUUAUUUUUUAGUCUAGUCCAAUAUAAUCAUUGUUGCUUGUCAACAACACUUGUGUCUUAUCAGACUAAGUCAUGAAGUUAAUAUUCCUGUUUAUGAUUUCCUGAAUAAAAAAUUAUUCCAUUUCAUCCCUAUGAACUCUUUUUUAAGCAGAUUACACAUUUGUAUGCAUAUGCAGAAAACCCACUGUACAUCCUUUGAGCUGCAAUAUAUGGUGAGGGAGAAUUCUAUAGUGCCAUGCAAUAUUGCACUGCUAUUACAGCCAGCUUAGUAAAAUACGUGAAGGGCUUUUUGAAACUAGAAUCCCGACCGCUUAAUGUAUAUACUUCCUUAUAGUUGUAAAAUACAUGACUUCUUUUUGCCAAUCUUUCUUUAAACCUCGACGCCAACCUAAAAACUGCGAACUAUGUAUAUAUGUGCCCUUGGAAUAAAAGAGACUACGUUGAAAAUAGAAGCAUUGUUUAUUUCCAACACCGUCGACUGAGGACCUCACUUCUUCUGGAAAAUGUAGUUAAAUGGUGCUAUAUAUGCCUCAUUUAACUACAUUUUCCAGAAGACUGGUCCACAGUC
Dermacentor silvarum is the source of this 2355-nucleotide messenger RNA. RefSeq lists its product as uncharacterized. The record is from RefSeq and is a predicted model, not a curated record. Bases 1109 to 1768 code for a protein of 219 amino acids. Lineage: Eukaryota; Metazoa; Arthropoda; Arachnida; Ixodida; Ixodidae. The transcript has 4 exons.